AGUAAGCUUAACAGACCAAACCUACGCAGCAUCAACCCUGCUCACAGUCAUGCCUUAGCUGCCUAGCAACCCAAAGGAUUGGAAGUAGUUUCCCUAAUAUGUCGUACACAACCGAAGAAUCAGUCCAUGCACAUAGCAGUUGCCUUCUAUUGCUGAUGUCUAUAAACACUGAUCGACGAAAAAUACAGCUGGCGAUUGCAGGACUGCAUCAUUUAACUAAAGAGCUAACAAACUGUUCUCCAAUGUGGCUACUACGGUAAGCAACGGUCUUCAAAAGUGAAAAAAAAUUCUUUACCGAGGCAAUUCUCUAUAACGGACAGAAUGUGGGCAGACAAAAGUAAAAAUUAAGCGUAGGCUGAAUUACUCCAGAUAUGCGCAUGUUCAGCAGCAGCCUCUUGCUGAUAUGAUGGCUUGCCAAAAACAUGUUUUCAGCCGGCGUUUGCACCUCUACCCAUAAGGGUCCCGACGAAGGAAGUUUCCUUCUGCAGAAUAUCAAGAACAAAGACUUCAGAAGCUUGGGUAUUAAAGACUAUCAAGAUUCAUUUUAAUAAAUAUGUUGCUUCAAUGGAACUCCUAAAAUCAACAAGUACUCCUAUGUAAAAAUGGAAUACUUACUUACUGAUUGCACUUGGAUGAGGUGAUAAAAGAAUUUUUAAAAAAGUCUGCAAUAGCCAAAUACUAACCUGCCCCACUUAAUUGCUGAAGAAACACAUAUACAUAUAUAUUUUAUAAGAUCAAGCUCCUCAGAGCAGUUUAAUAAGGGACACAGUCGUAAAGGAAGCUAUAAAACAUAGCCAAUGUGAGCACAAAACUUUAGGCAUUGCAAAUAGCCCUGCUGCAACAUGCUUCAGUUGAGAAGACGGUACUGCUGCCUAAUGAAGAUGACCUGGAAUGUUAAACGGUCACUGUUUCGUACUCCUAUUAUUGCACUGAUUUGCCUUGUGUUUUUAUUUGCAAUGUUUCUGUUCAUUAAUCAGCACGAUUGGGUAACGAGUAAAACUUGGUCAAGAGAAACUGGUUAUUCUGUUUCUCAUACCGUGAGAGGAUUCAGGUCACCAAAAAGUACAACUAACCAGAGUACAAUGAAAAGUAUUUGGAAAGAGGCUGCACAAGUAUACAAGAUUCAUACGGUGAAUUCUAGCACUGCACUUUCUCCUCCAGAUGUAACUGGAUUAGGGGACGUACUGAAUGCUAAUGGAAGCGUGCACAGUGAAAAAAAGACAGGAUAUAUACCACAUCACCAGUAUAACUAUAUCAUUAACGAACCAAACAAAUGUGAAAAACAAAACCCAUUCUUAAUUGUGUUGAUUGCAGCUGAACCUGGCCAAACUGAAGCUCGACAUGCUAUUCGGCAAACUUGGGGAAAUGAAAGCAUUGCCCCUGGAUUACGUAUGGUACAUCUUUUUCUACUAGGUUCUAGAAAGGCUGGUGGGAACUUUCAGAGGACUUUAUUGGAAGAAAGCAGACAGUAUCAUGAUAUUAUUCAACAAGACUUUUUAGAUACAUAUUAUAAUCUGACUAUUAAAACUCUGAUGGGAAUGAACUGGGUAGCAACAUAUUGCCCGCAUGCCUGGUAUGUUAUGAAGACUGACAGCGAUAUGUUUGUCAAUACAGAGUACUUAAUAAACAAAUUGUUAAAGCCUGCACAUCCUCCACGUCACAACUAUUUCACCGGAUAUCUAAUGCGUGGAUAUUCCCCUAAUCGCAACAAGGACAGCAAAUGGUACAUGCCUCCAGAGCUCUACCCAAGCGAGCGCUAUCCAGUCUUCUGUUCAGGCACUGGUUAUGUUUUUUCUGGGGACUUAGCUGAGAAGAUUUUUAAAGUCUCUUUGAGUAUUCGGCGUUUGCACUUAGAGGAUGUCUAUGUUGGAAUCUGUCUUGCAAAACUGAGAAUUGACCCAGUACCACCGCCCAAUGAAUUUCUCUUCAAUCACUGGAGAGUUUCUUAUUCCAGCUGUAAAUAUAGCCAUCUAAUUACCUCUCAUCAGUUCGAGCCCAGUGAAUUAAUCAAAUAUUGGAACCACUUGCAGCAAAACAAGCACAAUGCGUGUGCCAGCAUGGCAAAAGAGAAAGGAUAUAGAGGACAUGGCAAGUACCGUACAAAGAAAGUGCACUGAUGAUCAUUCUGAAACCAAGAUACCCAAUCUUAACUUUAUUGUAAAUUAAGUACCUAAGCAUGUAUAAAGACUAUCUACAGAGCCAAUGCAACAUUCCAACGCUUACAAAAUCAUUAUCAGGAUUUGCAAUUUUCAAUCCCUUCUUUAAAAGUCAACCUCUCAGAAAAAGUUGUAAUAGUAGUAUGGACAGUAAAUGUUGUGAAGUUUAUCUGCUUUUGGACUCCUUAGUUGAUUGAGUGUCUACGUAUACCAAAAUUAAGUUUAUUUUAGGCAAUUCAAAGCAAUGAACCUCAGCAAAUUAUUCUUACUGUUUAACUGUGACAACAGUAGUUAAUCUUGAAAUAGAACGUGGUUCCACAUUUUGUUGUUAGCUGUACAAAUUAAUCUGUGUCAGGUUUUAUUCAAACUCGUUGAUAGGAGCUUUUUAAGGAAUAUCAUUUGAGAACAAUAAAGUAGAAUGAUUUUAUAAAAAGUUCAGUGAUACAGCACCUUCUACAACUUAGUCACACAAAAUAAAUUCUGACAUUACAUUCUUUCAGUUACAAGGUCAGCUGUUCAAUCAAUAGUCAAAUUUUAACAACUCAGAAUAAUGCUUUUGAAAGGCUGAUUGUGAAUGGAACAGAAUAAACUUUCUCAACAUUGAGACCAACUCUUUAAAUACAUAGAGAUACAUUCACACCUGAAUGGAUCAGCAAAAUAGCUUGGAUACAUUUAUGUAACUUUUAUCUCAUCUAAAAGGUUAGUACACCAACUUAUUUCAAGGGAAAUAUUACUUUCCUAGCUUAUUGACUUCAAUUUGAAUGCUCUUCCACACAACCAUUUACACUAAUGAUCAUAGACUUUAUUUCACUUUAUUUCUGACUGUUCUUUGUGGUACAUCUUGCUUAUGGUAAGAAAUGGAAAAUUCGCAAUUUAAAACAUAUUUAAGUUUCUUCAACUUUUUGUCUGCAUUAUCGCUCCCUCCUCAGUUAGGCCAGGAUUUUGUAAAGGUGUCAAUAAAGUAUUAUUCCUGAAAUUGUUAAAUAAUUUGCCUGUAAUUUAAUAGACGGAAAGAGAGUAGAGUAAAAAAAAAUCUAUUUUUCCUUUCAAUGUUCCUAUCUUGAUGCCAACCACGGUACUUUGUUUCUUUUUGUAUAUUGAGAAUUUUGUUCUGCAAUAUUGCUUUCUGCUGUAAAUUUAUCAAGAUAAAUAAACAGCUCCAAAAAAAUAGAAAGGAUAAAUUUAAAGCUUGGAAACCAACUAGUAAAUUACUACUGAAAAUUUGUGUUUUACAACGGUAUUAAAGUAAUGCUGAAUGCAACUGAAAUAUUUUGUGUCAUAAACUGAAAAGCGUCAUGCACAUCUGUGGAUAACCAUAAUUAGGUGUUGUGUGGCUGAUAGAUUUUCAUAUUCUUUGAAUAUAUUCAACACUUAUUCAUCAAGAAGAAUCAA
Molecule: messenger RNA, 3548 nt
Organism: Rhincodon typus (whale shark)
Lineage: Eukaryota; Metazoa; Chordata; Chondrichthyes; Orectolobiformes; Rhincodontidae
Product: beta-1,3-galactosyltransferase 2
Exons: 2
Coding region: 843-2117 (424 amino acids)
Cellular component (GO): membrane
Molecular function (GO): N-acetyl-beta-D-glucosaminide beta-(1,3)-galactosyltransferase activity
Source: RefSeq, a predicted model, not a curated record